AUGUCAACAAUCGGCACAACAACAAUUCAAACAACAGCACCAAACUCGUUAGUCAUGAAUCCAACAUCUAUGUUAGUAGAAAUGAAAAGCUUCAUUCCUUCUUCAUUUACUUUCGAAACAGAAAUACAAAGAAUAAAGCAGGAACUUUUAACAAGUAAUUUAGACUGUAGUGCGAAAGAUGAAACAAAUGAA
Trichomonas vaginalis G3 is the source of this 192-nucleotide messenger RNA. RefSeq names its product organellar and viral DNA polymerase type B. Lineage: Eukaryota; Parabasalia; Trichomonadida; Trichomonadidae. The record is from RefSeq and is a predicted model, not a curated record. The transcript has a single exon. The annotation marks the transcript as partial.